AUGAACGCCUUGGAGUCCACGCUCAUCGCUUCUACCAGACGUCCAGCGAUCGCGCGCUACGUCGUCUACUGCAUCCUCCACCCGGUCAAGAACUUUCUGUACAGCAUCGGUGAAUCUAUCCUUCGCUUCGUCGCCAUCCUGAUCCUCGAGCUCGCGCACGAUCUGGCCAUGUCGAUCGGCAACAUUUUCAUCGACGUCACUGAGUCGGCCAUCCGGCUGAUGAAUGGCAUCUCGUAUAUUCUUUUGGCCGUGCUCGAGGACGAUUUGCAGAACUACCGGGAGUUUAUCCGCGAUGAGCAGGCAGAAACCGACGAAGAUGAGCCGCUAGGAGAUGGUGACAUCAACUACUCCACGCUCAGCUAUACAAGAUGUGAAGGCGAAGAAUGCGAUUGGCCGUGGCAUUAUAUCACGGAAACCGGCGGGCUGACCGAGUGCUACGGGCAAAAUGUCGACGACAUAUUUUACUACCAAUCGAUCUGGAGCGUGCCGGGGGGACUCCCGGCUGCAAGUAUUGGUACAACGGGCAGUGCGAUGAAUGUGCCCCCGGGGACGGUAUUUAAUAACAGUGAUGAUUCAAUGUGCACGCGCCUGACUCUGGAAGGUCCCGAGAUUGAGUCGUUUAUGAUCCAUGGUCAAACCGGAGCGGCGAUCGCCAUCGCUUACCUCGGUGUCGAGUGCCCCAAGGCUCGCGACAAAAAUCUUUACGUGCCGGGAAUCUGCAACCAGCGCUGCCCACAGAAUUGCAGGCUCUGCCACACCAGCAAGGUUCGCUCGAGUCUCGCUACUACA
This is a messenger RNA of Mesorhabditis spiculigera, 789 nucleotides long. Lineage: Eukaryota; Metazoa; Nematoda; Chromadorea; Rhabditida; Rhabditidae. The record is from the annotation of a GenBank genome assembly.